UGGCCCGUACUGGUCCAUACUGGUCCGUUCUGGUCCGUACCGGUUUAUACUGCUUUAUACUGUCCAUACUGGUCCGUUCUGGUCCGUACCGGUUUAUACUGGUUUAUACUGGUCCGUACUGGUCCGUACCGGUUUAUACUGCUUUAUACUGGUCCAUACUGGUCUGUACUGGCCCGAACUGGUCCGUAGUGGCCCGUACUGGUCCAUACUGGUCCGUUCUGGUCCAUACCGGUUUACACUGGUCCAUACUGGUCCGUUCUGGUCCGUACAGGUGCUGUCCCGCUGCCUGGCCCUGCUCUCCCAGCUCUGCUCCCUGCGGCAGCUCCAGGCUCACCUGGACGAGGGGCGUGGCCGCUACCUGCAGGCCAAGGGCGGGGCCACGCUGCUCAAGAGCCGGCUGGAGGAGCUGCGGGUGCUGCUGGACACUUACCCCGCCCCCACCGUGGAGGCGCACCGGCGCAUCAGGUGGCAGCGCGCUCUGAUUGGUUUAGAGCUGGCUGUGGGCGUGGCUAACAUCGCACAGUUGAUUGACAGCUGGCACGCUCCACGUGGAGCGGGUUGAAUC
Messenger RNA from Ficedula albicollis (Collared flycatcher), 565 nucleotides. It is a transcript of the gene HAUS4, whose product is annotated as HAUS augmin like complex subunit 4. Lineage: Eukaryota; Metazoa; Chordata; Aves; Passeriformes; Muscicapidae. The transcript has 3 exons. The annotation marks the transcript as partial. Gene Ontology annotation, molecular function: microtubule minus-end binding. Gene Ontology annotation, cellular component: HAUS complex. Gene Ontology annotation, biological process: spindle assembly; centrosome cycle. The record is from RefSeq and is a predicted model, not a curated record.